Octopus sinensis (East Asian common octopus) is the source of this 405-nucleotide messenger RNA. RefSeq lists its product as uncharacterized. Bases 1 to 405 code for a protein of 134 amino acids. The record is from RefSeq and is a predicted model, not a curated record. Lineage: Eukaryota; Metazoa; Mollusca; Cephalopoda; Octopoda; Octopodidae. The transcript has 3 exons.
AUGUCAGCAUUGAUCAUGACACGUUAUGGAAAUGUCUGGAGGAAAUGGAAACACCUUUACACCUUGUCCAGCUUAUCAAACCGAGAGGCUACAGUACGGACACCAUAUGGUGACACAGUUUGGUUUGAGAUUGGAAAAGGCACUCAGCAAGGUUGCAUCCUGUCACCAGCAGCCUUCAACAUGUACGCUGAAAAGGUCAUGAGGAAUGCAGGCCUGGAGGAUAGCAGCAUUGGAGUGAGGAUUGGAGGAAGAAAUAUCAAUAACCUUCGCUAUGCAGAUGAUACAACCCUGCUGGCGGAGAGUGGUAAGGAUCUGGAAGAUCUUGUCCUGCUGGUCAAGAAAGAGAAUGAGAAAUUUGGGUUAGAAAAGCUGAGAAAUCAACGUAUCCACGAAUUUCAACAUUGA